GUGAGUGAGUGCGCGUGCAGUGAGUGGAAUGUGCUCGGCCGCAUGAGGAUCCUGCUGAGUGAACUGGGACUGUCUGGCGCGUGCUUCGGCCUGACCCUGGAGUCGCGCGCCCCCUCGCUGGAGCCCGACAAGCCUGCGCCAGGUCAGCGCCCGCGCCUCCAGCCGCCUCCUUCUUCUGUGUUUAUUUUCGCUUUCGUUGUGUAGAACCUCUGGGUGUUGUAGACUCUGUGUGGAACUGUCGUGACGAUGGCCCUCGGCUAGAAUGCGAGGUGCGUUGCUAACGCCCUCCAGCCAACACUGCGGCCUUAGACAUUUCCAUAACACACGGCCGAGCGCCUUAGAGCCGCGCUCGCCAAGCGCUUUUACGUCCAACUCCUCCAGCAUGCUACUGCUGCAGACACAGAGCAACUACGGUACGUCCUUCACUGAUCUACUAUCGCCGCAAUAUCAAGAAGACUCUUCUGAAAUCCUAGAAGAAAACCUAGACCCAUUCCCAGACGUCGAAUUUCACGCCCCCGUGCCUCCUGAAAUCAAAUCGCAGAGGACGACCCCCCUGAGCGAGACUCCAUCGCCAACUUUAGCUCCUGCUUUACCUAGUUUUGAAGAAACCUACUCAGUGCGCUAUCCUAAGCAAGAAAUGGCAGAAUUUGGCAUAAAAAUGGACGAAGACUGCUACAAUGUCAGCGCUUACUCUCAUCAAGGACACGCUUCUACCCAGUUGCUGUACCAAUACCACCAACCUGCACUACCAUACGUGCCGACGUACAACUAUGCACCUCCGCAGCCGUGCAGCCCUACGUUCGACACCGGCGGAGUGCCCCAUACUCAAGAUUCGUAUUCUUUGCCGCCAUUCCCGAGCACUGUCGACCUUCAUGUAUCUACGGAUGCGUCGCGGCAGAGACGAGCCUCUCUACCUGUUCAGAGAUCAGAAUCUAGUAGUUCGAAUGAUAGUCCAAAACUGCACGGCAGGGUUCACUGCAUGCAGGCGUCGGCACCCAGCUCGGCGUCGAGCUCGCCGGGCGGCGCGCCCCCGGACACGGUUGGCCCGCGUGCUGCACCCUCCUCGCCCAGCCAGCUGUGCGCCGUCUGCGGCGACACUGCUGCCUGCCAGCACUACGGGGUGCGGACAUGCGAAGGAUGCAAGGGAUUUUUUAAGAGAACCGUUCAAAAGGGAUCAAAAUAUGUAUGUUUAGCAGAAAAGUCUUGCCCUGUCGAUAAGAGAAGAAGAAACAGGUGCCAAUUUUGCCGAUUCCAAAAAUGUUUAGCAGUUGGUAUGGUUAAAGAAGUUGUUCGAACCGAUUCGCUGAAAGGAAGACGCGGAAGAUUACCAUCGAAGCCGAAAUGUCCCCAGGAAUCUCCACCGAGCCCCCCGAUUUCUCUAAUUACCGCUCUGGUGCGAGCUCAUGUGGACACAUCUCCCGACUUUGCCAACCUUGACUAUUCACAGUACCGAGAGCCGAGUCCUAUGGAACCUCCCAUGUCCGAUUCAGAAGUGAUCCAACAAUUCUAUUCGCUGCUGACGACAUCGAUCGAUAUGAUCAAAAUGUUCGCCGAGAAGGUGCCGGGCUACUCUGAAUUGUGCCCUGAGGAUCGCGAACAGCUCUUUGCUUCGGCACGACUCGAACUGUUCGUUCUGCGGCUGGCUUACCGCACUCGCCCCGAGGACACCAAGCUUACUUUCUGCAAUGGACUCGUGCUAGACAAGCGGCAGUGCCAGCGCUCCUUCGGAGAUUGGCUUCACGCGGUUCUAGACUUCAGCAACACGCUGCAUUCAAUGGAUAUCGACAUAUCCACAUUCGCUUGCCUAUGUGCACUGACUUUGAUAACAGAGAGGCACGGUCUCAAAGAGCCUCACCGGGUUGAGCAGUUGCAGAUGAAGAUCAUCGGCUGCCUGCGCGCGCACAUGCCGGGCGGCAACCCCAGCGGCGGCGCGCCGCACUUCAGCCGCGUGCUGGGCGCGUUGCCUGAGCUGCGCUCGCUGUCAGUACAAGGCCUCCAGCGCAUCUUCUACCUGAAACUAGAGGACCUAGUGCCCGCCCCUCCACUCAUCGAGAACAUGUUCCGCGCCAGCCUACCUUUCUAAGUGCACUGUGACUCCCAACCCUGGAACACGUAAUCUGCAACAGCGACCAAACCGCUUUCGUGUAACUCCCCGUAGCGAUACAUUUUACCACCCGUUACCUCUGCAUAUCCAUCAAUUAACGCUGUUGCAGGUUACGUAUCAAUCCGAGGACCAUUCCCGCCUUUGAUUACAACUUCUAUUUAGAGUCAACAUCGUUAUUUUUAUAAGUGUUUAGCUCGUAAAAUAUUUUUAUAGUAGUUGGAGCUAUAGGACUCGAUCUCCCACGAUAUUUGUUCGUGCUUAUUCUGUCAGUUUCUAAUAUUGUAAGCAAACAAGACAAUCGUAUUUUUAAGUGUUAGCAAUUAAGCUUAAUUUAUUGUACCUUUACGUAUAUGUCUUAUUUGGGUGUGAUUUUGUUGUAACUAAUGUAUUUAGUAGUCUGCAUUUGAGUUACCGCUCGUGAUUAAUGGCAUCUUGUCGUACAAAUAUUCCUAUGUUAUUUACUUACGUAUUAUUUAGGUAAGUUAAAAACUCUAGUCACAAGACUUUGAAAUGUUAAAAAUUGGCUCUUUCUUAGAGCUUUUUAUAGUAAAAGUAAAUUUACUAAUGACUAAGGCAUUUUGAUACACGGCAUGAGUGAGAUUGGAAGCCAGCCGGCGAGCGGGCGCGCUGCGGCCGGCUGCGGCGGUGCCGCGGCGUCAGCGCCGUGACGCUAGCCCGCGACGCUCGGCGCAGACAAUUUUGGAAGUUACCUUUUAGGUUAAAUUAUUUCGUAAUACUUUUAGACGCUAGGACGUUGAUGUAAUUUGUUACUGUAAUCAUAUAAGUCCGGAGAAAAAGUUCAGCAUCGUUAAUAAAAUAUUAAACCUUUGAAAAUACAACGUGUCUUAAAGAGUACCUUCCUAGAUAGAUGUAGUGUAAUUGUUCUCUGAUAUUUUUAUAAACAAAAAUACUUAAUACGUGUUGUAUAUGUAUUAAGUGUCAGAUACUAAACAUAUCACUGUUCUAAUAUUUAUUUAUACUUAUUUCAUUACAUUGCACAUUCUAUGAAAUUUUAACCAACUCGUGCAAUGCUAUUAGAUGUUUAAAACUAACGUUACAAGCGUUAAACAUCUGCAUACUUUAUGGAACAUUUUUUAAAUGUAAUUUAACAUAAUUGCGUAGAUGUCAAAUAUCAAGAUAUAUAUUGUAUUUCAAAUAAUAUUGCGUCGCAAGAAUACCCUCGCUGGACCAAGUAGAUAACUUUAUAUUGGAAAUUUAAAAAGCACCUGGUUGCUAUUAUUGUUUGGCUUUAUAUCCUUUCAAUUAUUGUAGAGAAACAGGUACUUGGUAUCUACUCACUUUUAUUUCAAUUUUAAACAAUUUGAAAGAUUUUGUGAAAGAUCUCUUCAUAAUUAUUAUUGCCUUAUGACGCAUUAUCAGCGUCAGAAACAAGAUUUUAUAAUUGCAAAUGAUUGCAACAAAGUACCUACUAUUUUAUAAAACUUAAAAACCAAGCAAAAAUUGCAUAUUACUAAAUUCCUAAAUUACAGGAAUGUAUUGAAAUUUUAAUGUGCUAAAAGCACGUAGGUAUAUUAGCAGACACAAAAAUAAACUCAGUUAUCGAUGUUUGCUCCUUAGGCGUAGUUGUAGACCCUUGAAAAGGUACUUUAGAGGCUAAUUUUGUUACGUGCUUGACUGUAUCUAAUAUGGUCUGUAGAUAAACGUCGUCUUUGACAUCUGAAUUGACGGUUAUUGCGAAAGUACUUAGGUAAGAGAAAAAAAUAUAUUUAAAAUAUUCACGAUGUUUUCCUACACCGAAAACUAAUGAUAGUUGUCCACUAAUAAAUUAUUAGGUGUGUAAGUAAGAUACAAGACGGACGCGUGAUAAUUUUGUACGAUGUUGGUAUAUUUUGAUAAAUAUUCAAAUGCUGGACUUUUUACUCCAGUGCUAGAAACUCCUUUAUAUUAGUUAAUUUUAUAGAUUUAUAAGUGUACCUAAUAAAAGAAAUUAUUGUCGUUACUUUUAAAUGUGUGGGGCGAAUCUGAAAUAUUGUUCUUUAAAAUAAUUACUUGGUUGUGCUUCACAUAUUGUUACCCAGACUUAAUAUUGUCAGCGAUUAUUUUUAUACUUCUUACUACCAUUGAAUUGUUAUAGCACACCUUUACAUGUAAUAUUUACUCGUACUAAAGUAAUAAGACGUGCAAUUGACUUCACCCCUGUAACAUUCCGUUUGCGCGGGCCUUAACACGUUUCUUAGAGACGGAAAUGAAAAUCGUAACGCUAAGAAACAUUGUGUCCAUUUAAAUACCAUUCCCGGUAUCUCGUAAUUUUUUAAUAUUCGAUGUACGUAAUAAACUGCAUUUCUUUUUCUCAGAAAUAGAUGUCCUUUUGUUUAAUGUUACAUAUUUUCUUUGUAAAUACAUUUUCGUCAGAUUAAUACUGGCGCUCAUGCGUCUAUGGA
This is a messenger RNA of Pectinophora gossypiella (pink bollworm), 4506 nucleotides long. RefSeq names its product probable nuclear hormone receptor HR38 (gene Hr38). Gene Ontology annotation, molecular function: nuclear glucocorticoid receptor binding; RNA polymerase II cis-regulatory region sequence-specific DNA binding; zinc ion binding. The transcript has 4 exons. The coding region runs from base 263 to 2083 and encodes 606 amino acids. The record is from RefSeq and is a predicted model, not a curated record. Gene Ontology annotation, cellular component: nucleus; transcription regulator complex. Gene Ontology annotation, biological process: regulation of transcription by RNA polymerase II; cellular response to corticotropin-releasing hormone stimulus. Lineage: Eukaryota; Metazoa; Arthropoda; Insecta; Lepidoptera; Gelechiidae.